CGACUCGUGCCGUGACGAAGGUCCUUAAGAAUUUGUUUAGUUAUCAGUUACUGUCCGUUGCUCGUCCGGUCAACUUCAACUGCGUGCAUCUGUAACGAUGAAAGACAUAAGCGUUUCGUGGUGGAAGCACGUCGAGGCUGGGCCUCCAGAUUUAAUGCUGAAAAUCGGCGAGGCUUACAGCCAAGAUCCGAGUACUGAGAAGGUUGACCUUAGCGCAGGUGUCUAUCGAGAUGAAUUGGGACAGCCGUGGGUGCUACCGUGCGUCCGUCAGGCGGAGAAAAAGAUCGCCGCGAAAAACCUCCACAAGGAAUAUCUUCCCAUUGACGGUUACGCGGACUUCAGUUUAAACAGCGUCAAGUUGGUGCUUGGAGAUGAUUCCGAGCUGAUAAAACAGGACCGAAUUGCGGUGGUACAAGGAGUUGCCGGUAUCGGUGCACUUCGCGUAUGGUUGGAAUUUUUUUCAAAAUUCCACAGAGGCCCGAAUGAGGUUUGGAUCAGUGAUCCAAGCUACGCUGCUCACGCGCCGAUAUUCAAGCUUCUUGGACCGGUGAAAAUGUACCGGUAUUACAAUUACGAAAAGAAAUGCUUCGACUACGAGGGAGUUCUUCAGGACAUAUCGAAGAUGCCCGAAGGAUCGAUUAUCCUGCUUCAUCCGUCCGCGCACAACCCCAGCGGCGUGGAUCCGAGCCCGGAACAAUGGGCGGGAAUUUCAAGGGCGAUAAAAAAGGGGCGAUUAUUUCCACUGAUUGAUAUGGCGUACCAAGGCUUGGCAAGUGGCGACCUGGACGAGGACGCUACUUCCGUCAGGAUCUUGGCUCGCGAUGGCCACCAAUUUGCACUCGUGCAGACCUAUUCCAAGAACCUGGGACUCUACGGGGAACGCGUCGGUUCAUUGAGUUUUGUCACCGCCAGUGCAGAGGAAACGGCCAGAGUGAGAUCCCAACUGAAGAUCAUCAUCCGUACGAUGUACUCCUGCCCCCCUGUAAACGGCGUUCGAAUCGCGAACGAGAUCUUCACCGAUCCUGAACUAAAGACGCAGUGGAUCAAGGACCUGAAGACGAUGACAGACAGGAUAAACUCCACUCGCAAAGCGCUCAAGAAUGAGCUGGACAAAACCGGGACGAAACUUAACUGGGAUCACGUUACCAAUCAAAUUGGGAUGUUUUGUUUCACGGGAAUCAGUCCGGAGCAGGUGAAAAGAAUGAGGGAGGAGUACAGUGUUUACGCAUCGACAGACGGCCGGAUAUGUAUCGCCGGUGUUAAUUCCAGGAACGUUGAACGGGUCGCUAGAGCAUUGCACGAUGCUACAAAGUGAGGUUAACAUGGCUGUUGCAGCUUAUAGACGGGUUUUAAUAAAGAUUUUAUGUACAGGCAUAUUGUACUGUAU
This is a messenger RNA of Diprion similis, 1387 nucleotides long. Its product is annotated as aspartate aminotransferase, mitochondrial-like. The coding region runs from base 98 to 1315 and encodes 405 amino acids. The record is from RefSeq and is a predicted model, not a curated record. The transcript has 8 exons. Gene Ontology annotation, biological process: L-aspartate catabolic process; biosynthetic process. Gene Ontology annotation, molecular function: L-aspartate:2-oxoglutarate transaminase activity; pyridoxal phosphate binding. Gene Ontology annotation, cellular component: mitochondrion. Lineage: Eukaryota; Metazoa; Arthropoda; Insecta; Hymenoptera; Diprionidae.